AUGUUAAUACGAUUGUAUUUACUUUUACUUUUACAAAUACUUUCGUGUUUUUCUAUUGAAACUAAAUCUAAAUUAAACUUUGAUGAAUUUUUUAAUUAUACAACGUUUCCAUUAUUAAAGUUCUCUUCAACAGGUCGACAUUUAUUGAUUCAUACGAAACGUCCAUCAUGGAAUACUAAUUCCUAUGAAAAUACUUUAUGGCUUUAUGAUAUAAAAAAUCAAACAAAAAAAUUCAUUACAACAAAUCUUCGUACAUCAAUCCAGCCACAAUGGUCACCAAGCGGUAACUACAUUGUAUUUUUACCGAAAAAUCAUUCGUCAAUAAAUAAACAGCAAUCAGAAGAAUAUAUUUAUUUAUAUUCUGUUCAUGCAGAUACAGUGUUACCGAUUCAAAUUGGAAAAGAGACGCCUUUAGCUUUGACAUGGUCGAACAAUGAUUCAUCUAUUUAUUUAGCUGUAAAAUCGAUUGAUGAAGAGAAUGAUUUAUGGAAAGAUGUUAUUCAAUAUCGAGAAAAUAUAGUACGUAAAACUAGUAUCAUUUAUCGAAUUGAUUUCAAUUCAAACAAUCAUUCAUUACCCGUACAAAAAAGUCUUAUUCGAAAUGUAUCCUUUCUCAUUAAUCAAUUAUUAUAUACUCCAUUUGAAGAAAAACUCAUCUUCUCGUCGGCGUCUGUAGUGAUAGAAAAUUUAGAUGAUUUUGAACUUUAUUUCAUCGAUCUUCGAAAUAUAUCUGCAUUAUCAAAAUUAACAAAUAAUGAAAUUGUUGAAACAGCAUUACAAUUAUCGAUCGAUGGUCAGCAUCUAUUUUUCUUAGCAUGGCAUCGUAGUUCAAAUAAAAAACGAUUUAAUGAUACACAAAAUCGACUUUAUUCAAUAAAUUUAGCAAAUGGAAUAAUAACACGUCUUGGAGAACAUUUUGAUGGUAGUAUUGAUGGAUACACAAUAACAUCUGAUGCUAAGGUUUAUAUACUUGGACAAUUAGGAACAGAAAUACAAAUUUAUUCACAGAAAUUAUCAACAAAAGAUUUGAUUCAUCAUAGUGGAUGGAAUGGAACAUAUGAAUCAAUUGUAUCAUCAUAUAAUCAUCGAUCAAUUGCAUUUGUUUAUUCAUCAUUAGAAAAACUAAUGGAAGUUUAUUUCAUUGAUAAUAUUAGUCAAUUAAUAUCAGCAAAAGUAAUAACCAAUGAAAAUUAUUUAUUCACUCAAAGAAAUUUACCGAAAACGAAAGUAUACAAUUGGAGAAAUGCCGACGAUCAUCGACUAAUUGAAGGAUUAUUGCAUUAUCCACCGGAAAAGUUUCAAUCGAAAAACCUACCUCUCUUAGUUCUUAUUCACAGUGGUCCAUAUGCGGCUAGUUUAAAUAGACUUAAUCUAGCUUGGAAUAAUUGGGCUACAUUAGCAGCUUCAGAAGGUUGGUUAGUAUUCGAACCCAAUUAUCGAGGAUCAACAGGUUACGGUAAUCAGUUUCUUAGUGAAAUUCGUGCUAAACCUUUAUCGCUACCAGGAAAAGAUAUCCUUUAUGGAAUUGAUCAACUAAUCAAAGAUGGAAUUGUUGAUCCAUAUAAACUUGCUGUUGGUGGUUUUAGUUAUGGUGGAAUUUUAACAAAUUGGUUGAUUACACAGACUAAACGUUUUAAUGUUGCUCUAUCGGCUGCUGGUGCAGUUGAUUUGACCUCUACAUGGGGUAUGAUGGAUAUACCCGAACUGAUCAGCUACCUAUAUGGAGGAUUUCCAUGGGAAGUGCCACAUAUUUAUCAAAACGAAACGCCUAUUUAUCAGUUAGACAAAGUUCGUACGCCUACACAUAUCGUUACUGGUGAAAAUGAUGUUCGGGUUCCAACAAGUCAAAGUUAUAUAUUUGAACGAGGACUUCGUUAUCUUGAUAUACCAGUAAAAUUAAUUACUUUUCCUAAAGGAGGACAUUCAUUGAGUAUUAAUCCUUGGCAUGGAAAAAUCAAGGUUAGAGAAGAACUCAAAUGGUUACAGCAAUAUGGUAAUCAAUCAAUGAGUCGUAAUAAAUCGAAUAACAGUGAAAGACAUAAAUUUACGUAUGCUUUACAAUUAUAUAUGUUUUUGUUUUCUUUAGUAAUAAUAAAGAAUAUUUGA
This is a messenger RNA of Adineta steineri, 2106 nucleotides long. Lineage: Eukaryota; Metazoa; Rotifera; Eurotatoria; Adinetida; Adinetidae. The record is from the annotation of a GenBank genome assembly.